Molecule: messenger RNA, 2602 nt
Organism: Micropterus salmoides (largemouth bass)
Lineage: Eukaryota; Metazoa; Chordata; Actinopteri; Centrarchiformes; Centrarchidae
Gene: znf410
Product: zinc finger protein 410
Exons: 12
Coding region: 240-1586 (448 amino acids)
Biological process (GO): regulation of transcription by RNA polymerase II
Cellular component (GO): nucleus; transcription regulator complex; PcG protein complex
Molecular function (GO): DNA-binding transcription factor activity, RNA polymerase II-specific; RNA polymerase II cis-regulatory region sequence-specific DNA binding
Source: RefSeq, a predicted model, not a curated record
CCUGCGAGGAAAACGCGGAAGUGUUCAAACAAGCAUUGUUCCGUCGGAGCCGCCGUAGACCAAACCUGCUACUCUGUUUUGGGAUAAUUAUCCAGCCGUUUUCACGCUGUAGCUCACUUACAGAACUAUUAAAAGAUUGUGUGAUGGUCUUGACUGAGAGAUGACCUGCACCCUACGCUUAUGAGCGACAGAGAAUCUCAACAUUUAGGUCAAAUCUGAGGUUCCACACAGGGUGACCCAUGCUUUCUGAUGAGCUUGACUCCAAACCAGAGCUGCUGGUGCAGUUUGUGCAGAACGCGUCCAUCCCGUUGGUCCAGGGUCUGGAGGACUCGGAGUCCAAACACUCCUGCCUGCCUCUGCUGGCUCCAGCUGAAAGCUCACUGUGCAGCCCGCUGGAGCUCACAGAUGGAGGCCUGAGCCAUGUGUCUGAGAGUUCUCCUUCCCUGUCAGAGUUUGGAGGUGUAUCAGCGCGAAGCCCGUUAGUGGUCGACACACACACUCAUCCCCGGGCCUCAACAAGCCCCCCACCUAUCCUCCAUGACCUACAGCAGUCAGACAGCACUUCCUACGUCCUACUGAACCUUGCAAAAGGUAUCACAGCCUCCUCAGAGUCACUGAUCUUCGCCGCAGAUGGCGCCGGCGAGGAUGACGAUGAGGGGGUCUCAUCGGGGGACUAUGGAAUAGAUGGCAGUGCUCCCUGGUAUCUGCGGGUACAGGAGCUGGCACACGACAGCCUGAUUGCCGCCACGCGGGCACAGCUUGCGAGAGAUGCCAAGGCCAGCCAGGACGCCAGAGCUGCAAGUGUCAGUAACGGUGACCACACACACAGUUUGACAGCAGACGGGGACAAGAGAGAGCUGCAGUCCCGGACCAGCCGCCCCCUCUCCAAGCAGAUCCUCCGCUGUUCGUUUGAGGGUUGCUGCAGGACGUUCACCUGGCCGGCUCAUCUCAAAUACCACCUCAAAACGCACAGGAACGACCGAAUGUUCAGGUGCAGCGCAGAGGGCUGCGGGAAGAGUUUUUUCGUGCUGCAGAGGCUGCAGGUUCACAUGAGGACUCACAACGGAGAGAAGCCCUUCAUCUGCAAGGAGAAAAACUGUGGCAAGAAGUUCACCACGGCUGGAAACUUGAAGAACCACAGACGCAUACACACAGGAGAGAAGCCUUUUCUGUGUGAAGCAGAUGGUUGUGGGCGAUCCUUUGCAGAGUAUUCCAGUCUGCGAAAACACAUGCUCGUACAUUCUGGUGAAAAGCCUCACCACUGUGGGAUCUGUGGGAAGACGUUCUCUCAGUCCGGCAGCAGAAACGUCCACAUGAGGAAGAGACAUGGAGAGGAGGGGCUCAGUGGUGAAAGCAGAGAAACAGGAGAGGCUCUGACACAGAGCAGCCUGCUGGAGGCAGACGGCGAAAACGGAGACGGUAUGGUCACCAUGACAACAAACGUGGGGCCCAUGAAUCUUCACCAUGCCAUGCUGAGAUCACCAGGCUCUGCUGACGCCGUGGUGGUUCUCUCUCAGCCACACGAGCUGGUGACCAUGACGACCGAAGGCCACGGAUACGGAGAAGAUGUGGUGGCACUACUGUAGUCCGCCAUCAUGAACAUCACACACCUGUUUCAGCAGCACUAGACUGACGGUCACAGUGGACUUAACAUAGACAUCUAUUUGUAAAUAGAUUCUGACUUUUACCCCUGUAGAUAUUUGUAAUUAGUAAUGGUUUUAUUGACAAGUGUAAAACGGCUAAGUUUGCAAACAACCAUUUCCCUCAAGUUUUUCAGACUCCCAAAGAAAUACUGAGACGGGUUUAAAAGUUUAUGAAAAUAUAAUGACCAUGUAUUGUGAUGUGCAUUAUCAUUGUAAACAAUGAUGUCUGAGGUUGAAAUGCAGUGAUGAUGUUGGAACGAGUCCCAUUUAUUUUUAAAACUUUAAUGGUUGACUGUCAAAUUGAAAUGUUCCAGACACGUGUAUACCCCAUUAUCCAUAAACUAAUUACAAAACACUUGACAUUAAAAACUGCUGCUAAACACACAGUAUAUCACAUUGCUGCAUGUAAACACUGGUUUUACACAGCCUUACAAGCUAGGCCACCAUGUUAAUUAGCCUGAGUAAUGCGCAAAAACAUCUAUCCUAGACAAAGUGUGUCUCCAGUAAUGCCAAAAUCUGCAUUAACACAGUGUGUUACUGGUAACAAUCUUUCCCUCAAAUGUCAACCUCCAGUGCUUCAUUUGUUCUCUGAGUAAGGCAACACAUUGCUCAUUUACAACUCAAUCUAUUAACACUUGAGAAUAAUUGCUUUUUAAACAAAAUUAAGAAUUACUCAUGAGGUUGGUUCUGCCCUUAUGAAACAAACUGCAGAUGUCUGGGGCCGUUAGAUAAGGUAGUGCGCUUUACAUAUUUGUUACUAAGCACCACCGAAAUCAGCAGUGUGUGUUUCUCCCUUCUCCUCAGUGGAUCUUCAGGUUGUGGAAGUGGUCCAACGUGGCGCCCAAAGCCCAGCUUGCCUCCACGUUGUGCACUUUCUUGGUCAACUAGGAUGGAGGGGGGGAAAUCCGACACCAAAUCACUCGAGUACUUUUUGUAUUUAUUGAAAUAAAGUAACAAUU